CUAUAAGGUGGGACUUAAAAAUAUCACUUUUUGGAGGAUUCGGAUUCCUCUCAAAUCCAAAUUCUAGCUACCAAAUGCCCAAAAAACAGAAAAUCCUUCUGAUUCCACCCUACCAGAGAAGCCCCGGAACAGGGAUUUUUGGUUGGAUGGCGAAGUCCAUCGUAUCAACGGUUUCGACUUUGAAACUACGAACUACGGGCAUAUAACUACCCAUACCUAGCAGCAACCAAGUUUCUUCAAGGAAACUUCUAUCCUCUUUCUCCUCCCAUUCACACCUCUAUAUAAGCUCAUGCACUAAGAAACAUAAACAUAGAGAAGAAGUGUGUCUAAAGCCAUGAAUAAAGGAAAGGAAGCUUAUAGAGCACAUGUUCUACUUCUUCCAUACCCAAGUCAAGGCCACAUAAACCCCAUGUUGCAAUUUGCUAAGCGCUUAGUCUCCAAAGGCAUCAAGGCCACUCUAGCCACCACCCUCUUCAUCUCCAGCUCGGCCCAAUUCGACACCAGCUCGGUCAGUGUGGAGUCCAUCUCCGAUGGGUACGACCAAGGUGGCUCCACUGAAGCGGGUUCCCUUGAGGCCUACCUGGAGGGCUUGGAAACUGCUGGCUCCCGAACUUUAGCCGAGCUCAUUGAAAGAUUAGACCGUUUGGGCCACACCAUUGCCUGUCUUGUUUACGACACUUCCCUUCCUUGGGCGCUGGACGUCGCUAAGCAGUUUGGCAUAUAUGGGGCCGCGUUCUUCACUCAAUCGUGCACAGUCGAUGCUAUCUACUAUCAUGUGUACCUUGGGAAGCUGACCGCCCCGUUGGAAGUUACUACGGUUGCAUUGCCCGGACUGCCUCCGCUGGAAAUUCCCGACAUGCCGACUUUUUUCUCGGCAUCGGGAUUUCAUCCGUCCCACUUGCCACUUGUUUUGAACCCAUUCACAAAUGUGGAUAAGGCAGAUUGGGUCCUCUUGAACACAUUUGAUUCGCUGGAAUCUGAGGUGGUGAAGUGGAUUGCAAAGAUGUGGCCCACAAAGACGAUUGGCCCAACAGUGCCAUCCAUGUUCCUAGACAAGCGGGUGCGAGAUGACAAAGAUUACAGUAUCAAUCUUGUGAAACCAGACUCCAGCACAUGCAUGAAGUGGCUAGAUGAAAGGGCAACCAAUUCGGUCGUCUACAUUUCAUUCGGCAGUGUCGCCAAGCUAGGAGUGGACCACAUGGAGGAACUUGCAUGGGGACUUGGGGGAAGUAAAAAGCAUUUCUUAUGGGUGGUGAGGGGCACAGAGAAGGACAAGCUCCCACCCAAUUUGGCAGAAUCAACCGCCAAGAUGGGGCUGAUGGUGACAUGGUGUCCACAACUGGAGGUGUUAGCCCACCAGGCUGUUGGGUGCUUUGUGACACAUUGUGGGUGGAAUUCCACAUUGGAGGCCCUGAGCUUGGGCGUGCCAAUGGUGUGUGUCCCGCAAAAGACAGACCAACCAACGAAUGCCAAGUGUGUGGAAGAUGUAUGGGGCGUGGGAUUGAGGGCUAGGAUUGAUGAGAAGGGAAUUGUGAGAAGGGAAGAGAUGGAGUUUUGUAUAAGGGAAGUGAUGGAAGGAGAGAGAAGUGAAAAGUUCAAGAGAAAUGCUAGCAAAUGGAGGGAGUUAGCUAAGGAAGCAGUUGAUGAAGGUGGGAGCUCAGAUAAGAACACUGAUGAAUUCGUGAGCAGUCUUGUUUUAAAAAAACACAAGAUUUCCAAUUAAGCACCCAGACCAUUGAUUUGAUGUGCCCCAUAUUGGAAUAGAUGAUCCAGCCAUCCAUCUUCAA
Molecule: messenger RNA, 1787 nt
Organism: Magnolia sinica
Lineage: Eukaryota; Viridiplantae; Streptophyta; Magnoliopsida; Magnoliales; Magnoliaceae
Product: flavonol 7-O-beta-glucosyltransferase UGT74F1-like
Exons: 2
Coding region: 335-1723 (462 amino acids)
Molecular function (GO): UDP-glycosyltransferase activity
Source: RefSeq, a predicted model, not a curated record